Molecule: messenger RNA, 6486 nt
Organism: Pecten maximus
Lineage: Eukaryota; Metazoa; Mollusca; Bivalvia; Pectinida; Pectinidae
Product: E3 ubiquitin-protein ligase MIB2-like
Exons: 19
Coding region: 102-2705 (867 amino acids)
Biological process (GO): protein ubiquitination
Cellular component (GO): cytoplasm
Molecular function (GO): ubiquitin-protein transferase activity; zinc ion binding; protein binding
Source: RefSeq, a predicted model, not a curated record
CAGUGUGGCUUUUAGCUUCCUGAAUUGGAAGUCUUCGAUUUGGCUUCCAGGGAUCUAGUGUAGCACAUACAGAAGAUACAGCCCCGUAGAAAUUAUAAACCAUGUCUGUGGGAUUGCGUGUUGUCCGUGGUCCAGACUGGAGCCAUGGAAAUGCCGAUCAUGGUGAAGGUCACAUGGGAACCGUCAUCAAGGACGAUACAGAUAACUAUGACGUGAUUUGGGACAAAGGCGGGAAAAGUAACUGUCGGACGGGCAAAGACGGCAAAUAUGACUUGAGGAUUUUGGAUAAUGCCCCUAUUGGGGUAAAACAUACUGGUGUGAAUUGCUCGAAUUGCAAAAAAGUCAUCCAAGGCAUGCGCUGGCGGUGUACACAGUGCCCGGAUAUUGACCUCUGUAGCCAGUGCUACUUUACCUCCCAACACAACUUGGACCAUGUCUUCCAACGUAUGGAUAAGUCCGGAGGCACGUGGGUGACUGUAACGAAAAGGUCUGCGGAAACCAAGAUCCGGGCCAUGGGGAUCUUCCCCGGAGCCAAGGUCCAGAGGGGUGCUCACUGGGAGUUCGGGGACCAGGAUGGAGGUAUAGGAGCCAGAGGAACAGUAGUUGAUAUCAGACCAUACGGUUCGGCGGUGGGCACGAGGAAUGCGGUGAAGGUCAAAUGGCCAAAUAACGAAUCGAAUGUGUACCGAGUGGGCAGUCAGGGAAAAGUGGAUGUAAAAUGUGUGGAGGACGCGCAGGGCUUCUACUACUAUCGGGGACACCUGCCAGUGGCCGGGGCGAAAGCGGAUACCGGAGCGAAAUCUAAAGUGCCAAUUAGCCCUCCGCGCAAGACGCCGUCAACAUCAAAGUUCAAUGUGGGGGACAAAGUCUGCGUCCAUCUUCCACCAGAAUCGCUGAAGGAGGUACAGAGAGGUCACGGGGGAUGGAGCAUGCGCAUGAGUGAGUGUAUCGGGGAGACGAUGAGGGUGAAGAGAAUAAUCGACGAUUCGACAGUUGAAGUGGAGCAUAACGGGACCACGUGGCAGUUUUACAAGGGAGCAUUGUCAAAGGUGGAUACCUUCAAUAUUAACGACACCGUACGUGUCCUUGGAGACAAGAGAAAAGUGGAGCUGAUGCAAAGGAACCACGGGGGAUGGGACGACCAAAUGGAUAAGGCGCUGAAUAAGGUGGGUCGAGUGGUCAAGAUAGACUCUGACGGGGAUGUGGCCGUGGCCUUUGGACAACAUACAUGGGUAUUUAAUCCAGCCUGUCUCCUUUCCGCACCAGGGGCCAAGACUGAAACCCUAAAGGUCCAGGAGGAUUUCAGUACUUCGCGCUCAUCAGCCACGUCAGCAGCUGAUAUGUCCGACGGAAUGACACGCAUGAUUGCCCAUCUCCUCGUACUAGACGCCCUAGCAAGCCGAGCCGUCGGACCGGAACAGAUUGUUACUGCGGCUGCGCGUGGAGAUUUAUCAGCAGUUAAAAACCUUCUAGGAAAGAACAAAGAUUUGGCUAACUGCACCUUUAAGAACCUGACACCACUUAUGAUAUCUGCCCACGAGGGACAUGAGGACGUGGUCAAACUUCUAGUGGACAAUGGGGCCAAAGUUAACGCUACAAAUCCAGAGAACACUACAGCACUUCUCUCUGCCAUCGCCGGAAAGAAGGAAGCAGUUGCGGCCUACCUGGUCCAGAAAGGCGCCAACGUCAAUGUGGCCAACAUGCAUGGUCGAUCCACUGCUCAUACUGCUGCGUAUGAGGGCAUGAACAACAUUCUCAAAAUGGUACUGGAGAAGGGCUGCAACCCAAAUAAUCGGGAUUCCGAUGGGGACACCCCUCUACACGACGCCAUUAUGAAGCGGAACGACAGGGGAGUUAACCUGCUGCUCAGUCACCCAAAACUAGACCACAAGGUCACCAACCAGAGAGGGUUCAACCCCCUACAAUGGGCAGCCUUCAAAGGCAACGAGUUUGCGACCGAGAGGAUUCUGGCUAAGGCCCCCGGCAUAGUGGACAUCCGAAAGACUGAUGGCCACUCGGCCCUGCAUAUUGCUGCAAUCAACAACCACAGCGAGAUCGCUAAUCUGCUUAUACUUAAAGGUAAAGCUACUGUUGACAUAAAGAACAAGGGUGAUCUGACACCACUACAUCUUGCCGCACACCAAGGCUACCUGGAGACUGUACAGGUCCUACUCCAGCACGGCGCUUCUGUGACUGUGACUGACGAUGAUGGGGACACGCCCCUCCACCUGGCAUUGGGAGGACGCAGAGACGGGACGGCGGACCCGUUGUUGACUCUGCUUGGCAUUUCGAGAAUAGCCAACACACAGGAAGAUAAUGAACGCUGCAAAGUCGCAUGUAAACUGAUAGAAAAGGGAGGUAACCCUCAGGCCAGGAACAACAGAAACAGGACCCCACUGGAGGUCUGCCGCAGUGACAGGGUGAAGGAAGCCGUCAGCAACUUUGCUGCAAAAAUGCGACCUCAGACGGCACAACGUACCCUUGGAGAUCAGCUACUAGAAGAACUCUUCUCGGAACUCCCUCUACCUUGUGCCUUGUGUAAGGAGCGACUCGCUGACGCACGGUUUCUACCCUGUCGACACAAGGUGUCUUGUAAGAAUUGCUGUCUCAAGUUCCGGUGUUGCCCGAUGUGUAAACAGAAUGUUGCCAAAUGCGUAGACUUAGAGGGAAGACAGAUAGUGGAUGUGCCAUGCCAUGUCCAGUGAUGGUGUAUCUUCAGGAAUGACGUCACCGUCGGUGUGUGACUUCAAUAGUUAUCCCCUUAGCAGAGACAGAACGUGUGGCCAUUAACAUGAUCAUGAAUUGCCUUGUAAUACAGACCGCUGAUACUUUCUGUAAAAAGAAUUGUAUUUAUAGCAUCAACUUUAUCAAUCUGUGUCACCAAAUGUCAUAUUUUACGACUUGUAAAUGUAAUAAUCUCAUGUACAUGUACUUUGAACUGAUUUUAUUAAGAACUAACAAAGCUAUUGAACAAUUUAGAAAUAUUAACAAUUUAUUUAACAUAUAUAUUACAAUAGUUAUGUAUUUCAACUUUCAAUUGGUAUAACAUACUAGGUACGCUUAAAAGAAACGAAAAUCGUAACGUAAAGAAGACAGAAAAGUAUAAAGAGGGACAAAAGAAAUCAAAUUAAAAAAAAAUUAAAUUAAACGAAAGAAAAUGAUGAGGAAAGUAAGGGUAUGGGUCGGGGUAGAAAGGUUUUGUCAUUGAAGGUAGUUCACAUAGGAAUUAAAUAUCAAGCCUAAUCAAUUAUACAUUUGAGACAAUUUGUCAAUUAGUAUAAUGAUUCAAUUCACUCGUCUUUUCUUUUUUUCUUUUGACAUUUUUAUUCAGAUUUUCCACAUAAAGUAUGCACAUGAUAAUUUUCAUAAUCAUUUUGAUCAAUAGACAGAAAAGAACUGUUUCAUGCAUUUUGUCAUCACAUUAUUCACUCGUACUUUUGAUGUAACAUACACAGUACACUUUAAGUAUUAUUAUCAUUAUCUGUUAACACAUUACCGCGGCCAGGCCUGACCAUGUCCGGUAAACCUUUGUAGAUAUAAAAUCUAAAGAAAUACUUACGCUAGAGGAAUUGCAGUUAGGAUGUGGGGCAUAUUUCAUUGUGUAUUAGUGUAAGUUAAUAAGAGGUUAAAUCUAAAUUGGAUGCAUUGUUAUCGACUAACAAUGGAAUACUGUAAAUUAUUGUCUCUUCAUUAUGAUGAAAUUCUGGAUAUCCAUGUACUUACUUCCCAUUGGUGUUGUCCAGAUCCGUUUAUGUUUUGUCAGACCUUGAAAUGGCAGAGACUGAAAUAAUUUGUCCGGCGAGUGUACAUGUGUACCUCCCAACUGACCAAAUUUUGGGCUGAAAUUUCUGAGGUUUUUCUGUCAAAAUGUCCUCAGGAAGGAAAUGAACCCAUACUUCAAGAUGAAGAUUGUGAGUCUUUCGUAGAUCUAACUGAAACAGCGAAACGAUCCCUGUAGCUUACAUCUGCGAAGACCAACACCAACCGCCACAUAACAGCAAUAAAGUACAUUUAUGGUGUACAUAGACAGUACAACCACGUUAUAUUGCAAUUUGUUAUGUACAUUUUUUUCAUUUCUUUCAUAAUAUACAUUAACAUUUCAAAGUUUAUUGUGAAGACCUUGAAGGUCAAGCUAGAGCCAAGAACAUCAACAAUGUUGUUUUAUAACGAUGAUCAAGCUUCCUUGAGCAUCUCUUUUAGAAUCCUGUAAUGUUUUGAUACUGUCGAAUAAAUUUACCAAAUAACCAAUCAUAAGUUGAUCCAAACAAAUGUUCAUACUAACACCAACUCAUUGUAAUAGUUAAACGCAGACAAGUGUUGUAUAUCUGUUCAGUAUACAAUAUUAUGCUUCAACUUUGUGGAGUUUCGUACUAAUCUCAGGAAGACUUCAGUCUACCCUAAGCAGGUCUCUAUAAAUAACAGUUACUUUUUUUUUCUCUUUGUUUUUAAGUUUUUGUUCGUUUUUUUUUUCCAUUUCCAUGUAAUUUGAAAUACAGCAGUGCAAAAUAUGUUUUUCUUUUUCGGCGAACCCCUUCAUUUAAAAUGUAAAAGGAAGACUUUGAAAGCGAACAAUUUUAACUCUUGUGCGACUGGCCCUUAGCCACUAACGUUUUUUUGUGAAGAAUUGCUAAGACUAGAUUAUCAUCAAUUUCAAUACUUUAAUAUUUUAGGGACAGAGAAGUGAUUUCGUAUUCACAUUGUUUCUCGAUAAAACAAACUUAUUCAAUAGCUUAUCCACAUACUUUGUCUCUUCCUUUUCAAACUGCCCGCGUUGGUUCGAAUGCUUUUUCAUAUCGCAAUUAGUCAUCAUUUCAAACAAAUGAUUCCAUGUCUUAUUGAUAGUAAUAAAGACAUUUAAAAAGACUUUUUGUGUGUGUCGAAAUAGUAACUAGAUUCAUAUAAACGAGGUGUAGUAAUAGUUUGGUAUCUGUAAGAGUUAAAUGAAUUUACUCUUUGUGUUUAGAUAUUCAAAGAAAUCUAUAUGUUUAUUCAGAUCCUUGUGGCACAGUAACGCAAUUACAACCAAUUGAAAAUAUUACACAUUGUUUAUUUACAAGAGUACAACCCCUUAAAAAUAAGUCCUUCCUGUUUUCAUUCUUUUACAAUUUGUACAUGCACGUUAAACAAUUGCUUUGUUGUAAUGUGUUGGUCGUUGUUGUCCAUCGCUUGUUUUUGGACUGUUUUGUUUAAUGUCCUAUUAACAGCCAGGGUCAUUUAAGGACGUGCCAGGUUUUGGUGGUGGAGGAAAGCCGGAGUACCCGGAGAAAAACCACCGGCCUACGGUCAGUACCUGGCAACUGCCCCACGUAGAUUUCGAACUUGCAACCCAGAGGUGGAGGCCUAGUGUUAAAGUGUCGGGACACCUUAACCACACGGCCAGUGUCAGGCAGAGACUUGGUUGGCAUUUUGACUCCACGUUUAUGCUAACUAAGAUGAUGAUUCAUCUUUUAAGAGUGUUAAUGUGUUCUAUUAUAAAGCCAACCAUGUUGAUGACGUAGUAUAUAAGAGAAUACAGCAAUUCUGAUAUCAGUUGUCCCUUACACGGAUAAACAUAACGAAAUGACAUGAACUGACAUGUCGAAAAACAAGCGACAAACUUUAAUGUCCCAAACACUUGCAUUUAUAAAGCUUGCCAUCUCCUUAUGAGUUAAUCAUACUUGGUGAACAUGUAUUUAGAAAUAGAAGGGACAAUCAGUUCAUAGAUGUUGCUGUUGAUUCGAUAUCAUAUCUUGAAACGUGAUCAACUGCAUCAUAUGUAUUACUCCAAAGGUGUCUUUUCUUUUUGUAGUCCAAAUUUUGUCUUAGUUUUAUUUUGUUUUUAAUGUAUGUACACACAAUUCAGGUAUUAAUGAUGUAGUAGUAGUAGCUCAGCCACUUACCUAUACCAUGAACAUUAGUGCCGGAUCUGCUAUACUACACGGCGGAAGUUGGCAAGGCUGGGUUACCCUCCUUUACUUUGUAGCUAAUGUUUGACGUAUGCCAAUGUUGUCGCCAAUGUUGUCACCAAUGUUGUCGCCAAUGUUGUCACUUCAGCAGGACAAUUCCUAAAAUUGUCAAAUAGUCUCUGUAAUAAUCGACAAGGAUAACUCUUAUUCGAUUUGUUUUAACAUAGAUAGUAAACUAUCUCCAGAUUUCUUCUUGUUGUUAAUUACAGCACAGCACACACCAAUGAUUAGCCUUAAUUUGUAUGCUGUAACCGACAGAUACUGUUUAUAUGAACGCUAUAUUUAUGUAAAUGCAUCAAGACAAAUACUCCCUGAAGUGUAAUUAUAGUUGUAGUUGUCUAUAUAUUAUAAAAUGUAAUUACAUUUGUGGUUUUCUAUAUAUGAUAAAAUGUAAUUAUAGUUGUGAUUUUCUAUAUAUUAUAAAAUGUAAUUACAGUUUUGGUUUUCUAUUUGUGAUAAGAUGUAAUUAUAGUUGUUGUUGUCUAUAUAUUAUAAAAUGUACUUACAGUUUUGGUUUUCUAUUAAAUAGAGUAUAAUUACA